Molecule: messenger RNA, 2612 nt
Organism: Dama dama (fallow deer)
Lineage: Eukaryota; Metazoa; Chordata; Mammalia; Artiodactyla; Cervidae
Gene: TARBP2
Product: TARBP2 subunit of RISC loading complex
Exons: 9
Coding region: 1238-2338 (366 amino acids)
Biological process (GO): regulation of viral transcription; regulation of siRNA processing; regulation of miRNA processing
Cellular component (GO): RISC-loading complex
Molecular function (GO): pre-miRNA binding; siRNA binding; double-stranded RNA binding
Source: RefSeq, a predicted model, not a curated record
UCUACAAGGUCACAAAAAUUUCCCUACAUCUUUCACGUCAGUGGCUGUGAGACUUUGGCGAGGAGGAAAUGGAACUCUGUGACCCAAAAAUACGGGUUCUGUUCCUCACAGAUUAGUCGAUUAAUCUUAAGAGGCCAGAAUUCUCUCUUGCCCUCUCUUUAGCUGAGACCCGGGCCACAGGCAGAGGGAAUGAGACCACUAUUUGCCUUAGUCCUUCUAAUCUUGUCCUUUAUAGCUUGAUUCUCAGGCCCCGGAGGGUAUCUCCUAGCAUAAGGGGAAAAGGUGUAGGUCCAUUCUAAAAAGGCUUUAGAAGAUAAGCGGAAAUCGACAGGCUGCAGAAUUAAUGAGAAGGGUGGUGAAGGACAACACAGGAAAAAGAAGCAGGUUCUGUAAGACUCAGGCCCGAGAGCCAGACGGUUAGGCGAAAGGCUGAGGGCUAACUAAGACUGAGGUGCACUAGGAUUUACAACUGUCCCAGCUCAGAGGGGCAGAAAAUAGUCGCCUCCCGCGUCCAGGCAGGGCCCACCCUCCCAGACUGCAAAGAGUCAGCAACCGACAGCGGCCUCUCACCUGGGCCAAUCACAACCUUUUCUCAAGAAAGAGGCGGGGUCAGGAGGGUUGACUCUUCCCUUGUCCCCGCCCCUUUAGAUGAGGUAACCAAUCGCCAUCCAUCUGGAGCGAGCACGCAAAAUCGGGAAUAGCCAAUUAUGCCGCGAAACUUUUCGCGCAUGCUGCCUCCCAGCUGCGACAAAGAUGGCGCUCGAGCUCCUGGGUUCUGUAGUUUUCUCGGUACCCGAAGCAUUCCCUCCCCACCUUCCUAGGCUCGUGUUCGCCCUUACUGCCCCGCCCCCAGCCACUUCCACUCUACUCGUACGCAUGCCCCGAGCCCGAGCCCUGGGGCGAGGAGACGCGGAAGGAAGGAGGCGGGACGUUGUUAAAAACAAAAAAACAAAAAAACCACCCUCAACUCGGGAAGCGACAGUGGAAGGGUCCACUCCUCCCAGAAGGCGGUGCUGCCUGCCUGAACGAACCACGCGGAGGGUUGUGGGGCGGAUAGCUCCCCUCCUGAUGGAGACUCAUAGAGUCCGGUGGGCGGGGGACUCCAUAUCCCAGCAUGCCCCGCGGCGGGCCCGACCGGCCGCGACUUGGGGCUUGGCCCCGGCCCUAGCUCGUCGGCGGUGUAUUGGGGCGCGUGGAGGCUGCAGUCACGGUGGCGCCUGCGGGGACGGAGGAGGGAAUGAGUGAAGAGGAGCAGGGCUCCGGCACUACCACGGGCUGCGGGCUGCCCAGUAUAGAGCAAAUGCUGGCAGCCAACCCGGGCAAGACCCCGAUCAGCCUUCUGCAGGAGUAUGGGACCAGAAUAGGGAAGACGCCCGUGUACGACCUUCUCAAAGCCGAGGGCCAAGCCCACCAGCCUAAUUUCACCUUUCGGGUCACCGUUGGCGACACCAGCUGCACUGGUCAGGGCCCCAGCAAGAAAGCAGCCAAGCACAAGGCAGCUGAGGUGGCCCUCAAACACCUCAAAGGGGGGAGCAUGCUGGAGCCAGCCCUGGAGGACAGCAGUUCUUUUUCUCCCCUAGACUCUUCACUGCCUGAGGACGUGCCGGUUUUUACAGCUUCAGCGGCUGCUACUCCCGUUCCAUCUGCUGUCCCAACCAGGAGCUCCCCCAUGGAGGUGCAGCCCCCAGUCUCUCCUCAGCAGUCUGAGUGCAACCCGGUCGGUGCUCUGCAGGAGCUGGUGGUGCAGAAAGGCUGGCGGUUGCCUGAGUACACGGUGACCCAGGAGUCUGGGCCAGCCCACCGCAAAGAGUUUACUAUGACCUGCCGAGUGGAGCGUUUCAUUGAGAUUGGCAGUGGCACUUCCAAAAAGCUGGCAAAGCGUAACGCAGCGGCCAAAAUGCUGCUUCGAGUGCACACAGUGCCUCUGGAUGCCCGGGACGGGAACGAGGCAGAGCCCGAAGACGAUCACUUUUCCAUUGGUGUGGGCUCCCGCCUAGAUGGACUUCGGAACCGGGGCCCAGGCUGCACCUGGGAUUCUCUGCGGAAUUCGGUGGGAGAGAAGAUCCUGUCCCUCCGCAGCUGCUCGCUGGGCUCUUUGGGCGCUCUGGGCCCUGCCUGCUGCGGUGUCCUCAGUGAGCUAUCUGAGGAGCAGGCCUUCCAUGUCAGCUACCUGGAUAUUGAGGAGUUGAGCCUGAGCGGGCUCCGCCAGUGCCUGGUGGAGCUGUCCACACAGCCGGCCACUGUGUGCCAUGGCUCUGCCGCUACCAGGGAGGCCGCCCGUGGCGAGGCUGCGCGCCGUGCCCUGCAGUACCUCAAGAUCAUGGCGGGCAGCAAGUGAAGCUCUGGCGGGACUCAUGAACUACAGCCUCCGCUCCCUGCUCUUCCUGCCCCCGGCCUGUGCGCCCGCCCAGCGCUGGUACCCCCUGGAGGUGCCACCUCUACCUCUGACACAGACUGCAGGCUGAGGGGGGUACAGGGCCAGGAGCCAGGGACCACAGGGCCUCAGCUGGCCCCGGUUCUGCUGUCAUGUAACUGGUGAUGACCAAGGGGAAUGAAAUUGGGGGCUCUCCUAUUAGAGCCCCAAAUAAAUGUGCUGCUUUUUGGAUUCUUCA